UUCAGGUGCGGUCCGGUCCGGUGCGGUGCGUUCCGCGCGUGGUUCUGCUCGAAGUGGGCCGAGGCGACCGGAUGGAGAAGCUGAGCUCGGCGACGACCGUCACUUACAAGCGCUGGAAGAACCCGGAAAACAACAAUCCCGAGGGGGGCCACGCGGGUCCUAAUGGGGAAUCGUCGCGUUCCAUGGAGGAAAGCUGCCAUGCGACCAUCGGACGCCGGAAGUCCUCCUCGCCAGCGGCCGACAAUAAUCCGACCCCAGAAAGUUCCUUCAGCCUGAACGAGGCCCUGGACGCCCUCGGCUUCGGAAGGUUCCAGUGGAAAUUGUUGUUCCUCACCGGCUUCUCUUGGGUGGCCGACGCCAUGGAGAUGAUGAUCCUCAGCGUCGUGGGCCCGCAGCUGCACUGCGAGUGGACCUUGCCGGCCUACAAAGUCGCUCUCGUCACCUCGGUGGUGUUUGCCGGCAUGGGGAUCAGCUCGCCCUUAUGGGGCAACUUGUCUGACAAGUACGGCAGGAAAAAGGGGCUGACCGUUUGUAUAUUUUGGACUUUCUACUACAGCGUCUUGAGCACGCUGGCGCCGGACGUUGGUUGGAUUUUGCUGCUGCGAGGCCUGGUGGGCUUCGGCAUCGGAGGAACUCAUCAAUCGGUGACGCUGUACUGCGAACUGCUUCCGUCCAAGGGGCGGGGCUUAGCCGUCACCCUGAUGGCGGCUUUCUGGUCUCUGGGCGCCGUGCUGGAGGUCCUCCUGGCCUUGUGGAUCAUGCCCACCCUGGGCUGGCGCUGGCUGCUGGCCUUGUCCUCCGCGCCGUUGGCCGUCUUUCUGUGCUUCUGCCCGUGGCUGCCCGAGAGUCCUCGCUUCGACCUCCUGAACGGAGACCGAGGCAAAGUCGUGGCGACGUUGGAGAGGAUCGCCCGAGACAACGGCAAGGCCUUACCUCGGGGGAGGAUCGUCUGCAGCUUCCAGCAGAACGACCGAGGGCGUCUCCGAGACCUUUUUACGCGACAGUACUACAAAACCACGCUUCUCCUCUGGUUCAUAUGGUUUUCCUUCGCUUUUACCUAUUACGGCAUCAUCCUGCUGACCACAGAGAUGUUCCAAUCCGGAGAUUCGUGUGGGGCCACGCAGGGGGCCAAAGCCGAACCGGCCUGUAGUCUGGAAUGCAAAUUGUUGACGUCGGAGGACUACAGAGACUUGCUAUGGACGACCUUUGCUGAAUUUCCAGGCCUGGUUGUGGUUCUGGGGACGGUGGACUGUCUGGGCAGGAAGAAAAGCAUGGCCUUGCCCCUCUUCAUCUUCACCUUGAGCAUCCUGCCCUUGUACACCUGCAUCGGCAGGACGACGCUCACCGUUUUCAUCUUCAUCGGCAGAGCCUUCAUCUCGGGCGGAUACCAAGUUGUUUACGUGUACACGCCAGAAGUGUUCCCGACGGAGACCAGAGCGUUGGCCAUCGGCACCUGCAGCGCCAUCUCCAGGCUGGGCGCCCUCAUCACGCCCUUUGUGGCACAGGUGCUGCUCAGGCAUUCCGUGUUCUUGACGCUGACGGUGUACUGCCUGUGCUCUUUCCUGGCCGGCCUCUCGUGCCUGCUGCUGCCCAUCGAGACGUCGGGGAGGGGCCUCCAGGAGUCCGAGCGGACCCCCGCGCUCGGGUCUGCCAAAAGGGCCACCUGAACCGCCGGCCGCUGCCCGUGCUCAAAGAUGGACUGGGGGAAAAAAAAAAAAAAGUUACAUUAUCCUGGACUGUUUACGUCAAUAUUUAUCUCUUUUGUUCAUUAAAUGCCAUUAACACUA
Molecule: messenger RNA, 1787 nt
Organism: Syngnathoides biaculeatus (alligator pipefish)
Lineage: Eukaryota; Metazoa; Chordata; Actinopteri; Syngnathiformes; Syngnathidae
Gene: svopb
Product: SV2 related protein b
Exons: 16
Coding region: 72-1667 (531 amino acids)
Biological process (GO): transmembrane transport
Molecular function (GO): transmembrane transporter activity
Source: RefSeq, a predicted model, not a curated record